Siniperca chuatsi (mandarin fish) is the source of this 3132-nucleotide messenger RNA. Its product is annotated as caspase-8-like. The coding region runs from base 1315 to 2490 and encodes 391 amino acids. The record is from RefSeq and is a predicted model, not a curated record. Gene Ontology annotation, molecular function: death effector domain binding. Gene Ontology annotation, biological process: proteolysis; regulation of apoptotic process; apoptotic process. Gene Ontology annotation, cellular component: cytoplasm. The transcript is spliced from 6 exons. Lineage: Eukaryota; Metazoa; Chordata; Actinopteri; Centrarchiformes; Sinipercidae.
GCUGGUUUAGGGUAAGAAGAAAAAGAAAAACUGUUAAUAUAUAUAAUAAUACAAAUAUUUAAUAUUAAAGUAAGGUUAGGGUUAUUUGUAAAUAUGAUAUGCUAAUGUUAACGACUGAAUUGUGGAGGAUCUAACAAUGUGUAAUGUUAGCAUGUCCAUCUUGACAAAAGUUUAAACAUUUAUAUUUGUAUGCGCGAUUGAACGAGCUCAGGUGGGCGGUCCGGUGGGCUUUAAGAGGUUUUAUACAUCCAAAAAAAAAAUGUGUAGCCACACACGACCAGUAAAAUGACUAUUUAAUUGGGACUCAGCUUUUAAUUGAAGUUGUACGGUACUAACAAGAGUUAGCAUUAGCUAGCGUAGCCAUUCAAACUGCGGCUGCUAUUCCCUUGACAGACGUCGCCUUGGGAUUUUCUUUUGGGGCUUCAGUAAAUUAGCCUAACCACUUCUCUGGUAUCGGGUGGUUGAAAACACUCCUGCUCUAAGUUUGUACCAGUUAUUAUGGCACAAAACAUUCCGGUUUUCCUCGAAGCCAUAGUGAUUCAAAGAGUUGUUUUAGCUAGACAAUGACCGGAAGUGCAUGACCGGAAGUGUCACACAAAAAACUUCAAUUAGCUGUGUCCGUAUUUCAUAAUAUGUCAUAAGAACUUUGCUGGAUCCAUGUCUCUAUACUAUCAUUAUAUAUCAUAUACACUUUGCCAGACGGUCUUUCUAGUCUCGUUUGGAACUGAAACUUCUUGCCAAACUAACCAAUUAACAUUAGUCCUAAUCCCUGAAGCCCUUUCUCUUGUAAAGCCGAUAACACUUCCAAUAAAGCAUAGACAUCACCUUUGUCUUUGCGUGGUUUUUCUGAGUUGCAGCCCCUUCUUCGCUUCACUCUGGUGCCCCAAUAAGGAAUAGGCUCAUUGCUGCCUGUGCCCGUUAGUAGGAACACCACAAUGGGCAGUAAUGAGUCUCUGGAGGACUUUCUACUAUAACUACUACUCAACAGCCAGCAGUUAGAUACUGCUACUCUUCCACUAGGUGGUGGGCACGCAUCACACUCAGACACUUCUAUUGUCUGUCCCUACAGUCCUACUGUAUCCUAUUUACUCAAUGAAUUGCCUGCACAUGGGAAGAUAAAAUCUGAGCAUAUAAAUGCGCAAUUGAAUAGACUGUAGCUAGAGUCGCUAGCUUGGCUCAGGUUUGGACCAACGCCCUCAAAGGUAUUUCUGACUUCCGAGUUUGGAAACGAAAGCAGCCUGCCACACUUGUUACGUUCAGAGGUACAGUCUCCCUAAAGUACAAUCUGGAGGGAAAACUUCCUGACAAUUGAUCAUGUCAGCCAAAGACACGGUGAUAUGUAAUAAAAUAGCCAUUCAGACAGCUUUGUGUGCAGACCGCAGGUUUAUCCUUAACAAAGUUCAUGAGAAGAACCUGAUAACUCAACGUGAGUACAACAACCUUAAAAACAUCAACAAAGAAGAUGAAGAGGGGCACGUCAUUGAGCUUGUGGAUAAGAUCAUCAAUAAGGGAGAGGACACCUGCCAAGCCUUCCUGGACCUCCUGCAAACUGAUGAGAACAUUAAAUUGACUUACCCAGAGCUGAAGAACCUACAGUUGAACAACAGCUGCUUUUUACCUAACCCUGUCCAAGCUUGUUCAAGUGACACCAGUGAUGUUCUGUCACGAGAGAGCAAGAGGCGAAAGGAGGACUUGCAGUAUCAGUUGAACAGCCAGCCUACCGGCCUCUGUGUGAUCAUGAACAACGAGAAUUUCAUGCAGAACAAAACAAGAAGUGGAACCAACAAAGAUGCUCAAAGUUUGGCAGAGGUGUUCAGCUGGCUGGGGUUCAGAGUGCUGAUGUGUAAAGACCAAACCAAGGACCAGAUGGAUCGGGCACUGAAAUGCUUUGCUUCUCUGAGCGACCUCUCUCAGCUGCAGGAGUUCAGUGUUAAGGAGUGGUCCGGCAGCGGAUUCACUGAUCUUCAGCAGGCUCCUAAGCAUGGCGAUGCCUUUAUCUGCUGUAUUCUUAGUCAUGGAGAAGAGGGUGUAGUCUUUGGGUGCGAUGAUGAGGCCCUCUCCAUUAAACAAAUAACUCGAACUUUCAAGGCCUCCAACCGAUCAGCCCUCACCGGCAAGCCCAAAAUGUUCCUGAUCCAGGCCUGCCAGGGAGGGAACAUUCAGUGUGGAGUGUUAUGUAAAGAUCUGCAGGCUGAUGAUUGUCAUUCACUCCCCAUCCCUGAGGAAGCCGAUGUUCUAGUUGCCAUUGCCACUGUUGAAGAUCAUGUAUCAUUUAGACACAGAAUAGAUGGGAGCUGGUUCGUCCAAUCUGUGUGUCAGCAGCUGAAGGAGGGCUGCCCGAGGGGUGAAGACAUCGUCACCAUCCUCCACCGCGUGAACAAUGAAGUAGGCCAGAAAGAGGCCUCCAGGGAACCUGGUACAGCGAAGCAGAUGCCUCAAGUUAGGUUCACCCUGAUGAAGACACUUGUGUUGUCACCACAUCACAACUGAAGCUUAAUCACCACAAAUCAUGUAAACACAGCAUACUUUAUGUUUUAAUUAAGGAUGUAUAAUUAACUCAGGGGAAGAGUUUUCUUGAAAAUGUACUCUUUUUAUCAUUCUAAAUCUUUUAUUUUUAAAUCAUCACAUUGAAUCAUUGUCUUUUAUAUAUAUUUUAUAUAUCAAAGAUUUUUGUCGCAGUAUAAACCUGUUUUUUGAUUGGUGGUGGGUCCAGGUUUUAAUGAGUGGCGGUUAACAUAAGCUUUAUGGAGUUAUACUACUUCACCAGAACUUUUUAACCAACAUAAGCCCUGAAUACUGGUGACAUUGCAAAUUAGUUCAUAAUGUAAAAAGGUAUUUUUAUUGCCUAUGCAUAUUUAGUAUUGGAUACUGUUCCAAAAGCAAUAUUUUUUAUUGCUUUAAGUAAGUAAGUUAUUCUUCUUUUUAUGGCUUAUUCAAACACAACCAGUACAGCUUUAGUUAAUUUAUAUGAAAAACGUAAAAUAGAUGCCAAAAAGACCAAUAACUGCAUAAUAAAGAGAAAAGCCAUUUAAGGACUGCAGUUGAAAAUUAGCCAGCUGAUUAAACACGGACACAUUUAAAGAAAUGUUGAUUCAUGUGCGUAGUCCUUAUGAAUAAAGACAUGAAAUGAAA